CUCGAAGCUUUACCAUAUUUUCUUCUUAGUUCAAUAGUUCUUACUAAUUGAGAAACCAAGACCGAGUGAGAGACACUAUUGUGGCGAAGGAAAUAAGACAACAGAACACAAGAAAGAAAAGUCACCGCAGAGAAUUGAACCGAGAGCCAAGUCAGCAAAUUUAGCCGUCCAAAACCCAACGAUCCUCGCCUGAGUUGGGCGUUUCUCUUUGGUUGGUCGCCCCCGUCGAGCACUGAACGAACGCGCUUUCUCUCCGUACCUCAAUUAUCGCAGAUGAGUCUCAAUGGGAGCCAGAUCGCUUAAGAAGAUUAAGCGAUCCUCCACCAAUUCCAAACCCACCAGCAGCAAUCCCAUGCCACCUUCGCAAACUCGGGGUUUCAGCUGGAACAGAGGCCCCGUGUUCGUGUCCGUAGCCAUGGUCUUCGGGGUUGUUUUUCUCUUGGGCAUUUCGUCGAUCAUUUGGAACAGUUUCGCCGGCGUUGAUGCUACCCCCAAAAUCUAUGCAAUUCAGGUGGUCAACGAGUACCCUCACGACCCAGAUGCCUUCACCCAGGGUCUUCUUUAUGCCGGAAAUGAUACUUUCUUUGAGUCAACUGGGCUUUACGACAAGUCAUCUGUUCGGAAAGUGAAUCUGCAGACGGGGAAGGUUGAGGAUAUCCAGCAAAUGGAUGGACGAUAUUUCGGGGAAGGAUUGACUCUUCUCGGCGAAAGGCUGUUCCAAGUAACCUGGUUGACAAGUACUGGUUUCAUCUACGACCGUAUUAAUUUGAACAAAAUUGGGGAAUUCACUCAUCAAAUGCAAGAUGGAUGGGGACUGGCAACUGAUGGCAAAGUCUUGUUUGGUAGUGAUGGGACUUCAUCAUUGUAUCAACUUGACCCUCUAACAUUAAAAGUCAUCAAAGAACAAAGAGUCAAAUACAAUGACCUUGAAGUACGCUACAUCAAUGAACUUGAGUUUAUUAAUGGUGAGAUCUGGGCGAAUGUUUGGCAGACUGAUUGUAUUGCAAGAAUCUCUCCUCGAGAUGGUACUGUCACCGGCUGGAUUCUUCUUCCGCAAUUAAGCAAGGGACUGAGAGCAGCUGGACACAGAGGCAUCGACGUUCUAAAUGGUAUAGCAUGGGAUAGUGAAGGGAAACGUCUCUUUGUCACGGGAAAGCUAUGGCCGAAACUGUAUGAAAUCAAGUUGCAUCCAGUGAAGAAACCGAUUGGCAGAGGAAACAUUGAGCAGCUUUGCAUCCCGUAGUCAAACUGAAUCGUUGCAGAACUUGCAACAAACCGGGAGCUCAGGGAUUCAUAUGCUGAUCAAAGGUGUAUAUUCUUCGUAAUGCUGAUUGGUUUAUACCUCAACAUGCACCUGAAGCAUAGCGACUAUUCCCAUCGAAUGUUGUAUGAUCACUCUAGUCUAGCAUUUGACGUUGAGCACUGCUAGCAAAGUAGCAAUAGUCAGCAUCCCAGGUUGCUGGCUGCUGCAUACAAUUUGUAAAGAAAGAGACCAUUUCCCCUUUUCUUCCUAUAGUUAAAAUAGUAACUUCAUUAUGUUUUCCAUUCUUAUUUCUAGUUUGUUUAUCAGAUAAACAAGAAAAUUACAAUUUUUUAUUUUCAAGGCUG
Messenger RNA from Linum tenue, 1608 nucleotides. The record is from the annotation of a GenBank genome assembly. NCBI's taxonomy places the organism in Eukaryota, Viridiplantae, Streptophyta, Magnoliopsida, Malpighiales, Linaceae.